This is a messenger RNA of Phragmites australis (common reed), 1221 nucleotides long. RefSeq lists its product as uncharacterized. Bases 351 to 1058 code for a protein of 235 amino acids. The record is from RefSeq and is a predicted model, not a curated record. Lineage: Eukaryota; Viridiplantae; Streptophyta; Magnoliopsida; Poales; Poaceae. The transcript has 2 exons.
AGCUUCGUCGCCCCUCGCAGCUUCUUCAACUGGGGCAAAGGCGCGAGAGAAGCUGAGACGCCGCCACCGCAGCUGCAGCUACAUUACCACGACGUCGAGCUGCCGUUCCCCUUGUCGCUCGUGGCAAACACACACCUCAGAGAACACGCGUACCACACUUUUAGCACAAAAUUGUGGCAAAAUCAUCGGCGGCUAGCAGAUCUGAUGCCUCCUCCUCUCAUCAUAGUGGUCCACGGGGAGCAAUUUGAGUAUGUGCUCCGCGAAUUGGUUGCUUGCUGCGACAAAUCUGUACGCGGCGACAGCGGAGUCCGCCCUUCCUCAAGCCUUCUUCUUCCCUGACUCCAAUUCCAAUGGCUUAUAGCUGCUGGAUCCGAUGUUGCCUCAGCUCCCCUGUCACUGCUUUGCUUCUCAUGCCACUUUUGAUAACAUUUACGCAGCUGAAAAUUAGCAAAAAGAACCGUUGGUGUUAUUUUGGUUUUGUUUAUGUGCAUGUGAAUGUUGCAGAUCGUGAGCUCAAGUGCUGCUACAAGGCCACCGUGGACGGCUUCAGCGCCACGGACUUCCACCGGCGGUGCGACUUCAAGGGCCCAUGCGUCGUCGUCGGCUACACGGCCAGUGCCGACGCGGGGUUCAAGUUCGGCGGGUUCAGCCCGGAGGGGUACCGCAGCACGGACGACUACUACGACACGCUGGACGCCUUCCUCUUCUACUGGCCGGAGCUGGAGCCGGCCUCGGGGAAAGCCACCGAGCCGCCGCGGCCUGUGGUGCUGCCGAAGGUUGGCGGGAGCGGCGCGGCGCUGUUCGACUACGCGCGCGGCGGCCCCCAGUUCGGCGCCGACGGGCUGCUCAUUGGCCCACCGCUCACCGCCGUGAUGGGCGUGUUCACGGGGCCCGAUGCCAGCGCCGGCGCCGGCGACCUCCGGAGCGCGCGGUCGCGGCUCGGGCUGUCGUACGCGAGGCGGGCCGACGGGAAGGAGAGCCUGUUCGGCGACGAGCCCCGGGCCGAGCUCGCGGAGGUGCUCGUCUUCUGCAGCCCGCAGAUUGCGAGCCUGUACUGAUCGUUAGCUUCCAGCUCGAGCCUAGAGGGAGGAGUUCAAUCUAGCUAGAAAAUAAAUCUUGCGUUAUAUGAUAUGGUGUAAAGCUAAAUAUAAAUAACAAUGUGAAAAAUGUAGUUGGUUUACACACAAUUAUUAUAGAAUUUAGAGAAUGAUUUACACCCAA